Messenger RNA from Symbiodinium pilosum, 873 nucleotides. NCBI's taxonomy places the organism in Eukaryota, Dinophyceae, Suessiales, Symbiodiniaceae. The record is from the annotation of a GenBank genome assembly.
AUGCUGGCAGUCUCAACGCGACCAAAAGCAGUGAUUAAGCAACGCCUUAAGCGCCCUUCAACUGGAGGAGGCCAGUCGCUGCUCGCUGUGGCGCGCAACUGCCGGGAGUGUGGGGAGCGGCUGACGGCGCUCGAGGGCGCUCUGCACAUUUGCCCGGCGAACUUCCAGUGGAACUUUCCAGCAGAAGCUGUGGGCAGUGCGCCCAGUUCAGAAGGCCCCUGCCGUGUGGUUCGGCUGGGUGCAAACGCACGGAAAGGUGCAGCUGAUUCACAACUGGUGGAACUUUGGGAAAACAUCCAGAAAACACAGCUCUCACAUAUCUUGGAGCUUCCAUCAGUGGAGCAGCUGGCCACCAGGAGAGUGAUUCUUUUGUUGGCCUUGCGAGGCAAGCAUGUCAUUGCUAUGCUGAGUGCAGAGUGCAUCACUGCUGCAGAGCUCCUCCCAGAAUCUCCUUCCCCCCUUUCCACCACGAAAGAUGCUUUGCGCAAGCAGUUUCGCAUGGCUGAAGCGCUACCACCUGGAAAGGGAUGCCUGCUAGAUGGCCUGAUGGCAACAGCCUCAACGUGCUCGACACCAUCCAUCCCGUCAACACCUGAGGCCUCAGUACCACCUGCGCCGGUGCGAACCCCGAGCCCACGAGCCAGGCGUCUCCGAGAGCCUCUUCUCGGUAUCUCGGUGAUUUGGACACGACGAUCUGAGCGGCGCCGGGGCCUGGCAAAGGCUUUGGUGGACUGUGCUCGGCAAUUGCUGGCUCCCAACAGGCGCGUGGCCUUCUCACAGCCAACAGAGCUCGGCCGAACUUUUGCUGAGCACUACAUCCAAAGGACAAAGGACCUGAAGGAGAACAGCGAAGUGUUGAUUUACGGAGCCUGA